This is a messenger RNA of Capsella rubella, 472 nucleotides long. Its product is annotated as dolichyl-diphosphooligosaccharide--protein glycosyltransferase subunit 4C. The record is from RefSeq and is a predicted model, not a curated record. Lineage: Eukaryota; Viridiplantae; Streptophyta; Magnoliopsida; Brassicales; Brassicaceae. The transcript is spliced from 2 exons. Bases 126 to 233 code for a protein of 35 amino acids.
GGUAUUUACACAGUGAUCUGAGCAAAGCCUUUGUUUCAUCUUACUGCUAUCAGAUCCAAUCAAUGUCCGCUUCUAGUUUCUAUGGAUCAAUUUUGUGAUGAACCAGAGUUGUGGAUUCAUAAUAUAUGUUUGACGAUCAAGAUCUGGGCUUCUUUGCCAAUUUCCUGGGAAUCUUCAUUUUCAUACUGGUGAUAGCCUACCACUUUGUGAUGGCUGACCCUAAAUUCGAAUAGAGAUGAGCUUCAAAUUCAACCAUUGUUAGGUUUCUUCUACAACACUAGUCUGAUAUGUCAGAAACUAUUAUGUCGUUCAUUGAACAUGUUUUUGCUGUUUUCAGUAAGGUUUUUGAUGUAUGUUGACAAUGUGGUUCUAGCUGGAGACAUCUCUCUUUUCUAUAAUUUGUAGUCUCAUAGACCAUGUCAAUUCAACAUAAAAAAAAGGCUUGUUUCUAGAGCAAUUUCCGGGUUUUAUA